GCUGCGCGUCCGUCUGGCCUCGACUCUUUCUCGCUUCUCCCAUCUUCAGCACGGUCUGAGAUGGCUGGCGGUAAGGCUGGAAAAGACUCCGGAAAGGCCAAGACAAAGGCGGUUUCCCGCUCGCAGCGAGCCGGCUUGCAGUUCCCUGUGGGCCAUAUUCAUCGACACCUGAAAUCUAGGACAACCAGCCAUGGACAUGUGGGCGCGACCACCGCUGUGUACAGCGCAGCCAUCCUGGAGUACCUCACCGCAGAGCUCACUAUCCGUGGAGAUGAAGAAUUGGACUCUCUGAUCAAGGCUACAAUUGCUGAAGGUGGUGUCAUCCCGCACAUCCACAAGUCUCUGAUUGGGGAGAAGGGACAACAGAAGACCGUCUAAGGAUGCCUGGAUUCCUUACUAUCUCAGGACUCUUGUUCUUAACAGCUGUCCAGUGUUGGUGAUUCCAGUGGACUGAUCUCUGUGAAAAACACAAUUUUGCCUUUUGUAAUUCUAUUUGAGCAAGUUGGAGGCUUAGUUAGCCUUCCAAACCAACCAAAUUUCUGCAU
Molecule: messenger RNA, 545 nt
Organism: Arvicola amphibius (Eurasian water vole)
Lineage: Eukaryota; Metazoa; Chordata; Mammalia; Rodentia; Cricetidae
Product: histone H2A.Z-like
Exons: 2
Coding region: 61-378 (105 amino acids)
Cellular component (GO): nucleosome
Molecular function (GO): protein heterodimerization activity; DNA binding; structural constituent of chromatin
Source: RefSeq, a predicted model, not a curated record